Molecule: messenger RNA, 680 nt
Organism: Zeugodacus cucurbitae (melon fly)
Lineage: Eukaryota; Metazoa; Arthropoda; Insecta; Diptera; Tephritidae
Gene: EMRE
Product: essential MCU regulator, mitochondrial
Exons: 2
Coding region: 201-488 (95 amino acids)
Biological process (GO): calcium import into the mitochondrion; mitochondrial calcium ion homeostasis
Cellular component (GO): uniplex complex; mitochondrial inner membrane
Source: RefSeq, a predicted model, not a curated record
UACAUAAACAAGUAAACAUAAAUCCAAAUACAUGAAAUAGUAGCAAAAUAUUCUGUUAUGAGCAUUAAAAGCAACCUUGCACUGCAAAAUCAGCUGAUUCGGUUGAAACGUCGAACAACAACAAUACACUCACAAAUAUUUGUGACCGAACCGAAAAGAAAUUGUCUGAAAUUUCCACUGGACACUGACAAUAAGUUAAAAUGGUUUUUUCUCGCCUUAUACGGCCAUUAUUGCUCACGCGUGGAGCCUUUGGCCGAUCACUAGGAGAACGUUCAAAAUUAGGAUAUAUGACACAAGGUACUCAUUUUCGCAGUGGUGCGUUGAAACCUAAACCUCAUCAAACACCAUUUGGCAUUGUGUUUGUUUUCUGUGCCGUGCUGCCUGGUCUCUUCCUUGGCGCUGCUAUAAGUAAGAGCGUGGCAAACUUCUUGGAGGAAAAUGAUCUUUUCGUACCAUCUGAGGAUGACGACGAUGAUGACGAUGAUUAAAACAAACAAAUUAAACGUCAGGCAUAUUAAGAAGAAAGCAAAUUUAAACAAUUUUUUCUUCAAUUAUAUUUUUAGUUAAGAAUUUCGUUUAGUUCAAUAUUUAUUAAAGCCUAUUUAAACUACUACCAAAAUGUGUAUAAUUAAAAAAGUUUGUUAUAACAAAAAAUGAAGUUGCUAUACCAAUACUAUCAA